GAAAAAUUAGGGUAUAAAUUGGUUGCCCAGAACCAGAGCACGAAAGAUAUUUCAUCUUGUUGGACUGGGGAUUGAAAACUACGACCGCUUUCAGUUACUGGCAGACAUAAUUACGUGUCAUUUCAUAGGCAUUGUGCAGGCCAGAAAUCAGUAGAUUUUGUUCAUGGGUCAUCAUCAUCACUGAAGUUCACAAAAAAAGACUGGACUUCAUCGACUAAUUGAAGAAGUGGUUGCUAAGAGAUGACAAGCAGUGACAUCACAGCAAAGAGACUGGUGUGCUGCAGCCUGAACCUGUUUCCCUACUCUGGGUCUCCUCUCUCAACUUCCAUCUAGACCUGAGGGCACCUGACCAAUGUGAAGGAGAAGAGGAGCCACACGGCACACACGCGCCAUGGCAGCUUUUACCAGUACGCCCAAAGUGAGUUUGAGGAGUGUUCCUCCACACAGGGACAGGGAGCACAGCCCUGCGGAGUGUGACUGGAAGGACUGUGAGGCAGUAGGCAGAGAGAGGCCGGCGGAGCACAGCACCAUGCUGGAGAAGACCCAUGACUUCUUCCAGAUCUGUGACAUCGAGGACAAGGGCUUCAUCACACGCAGGGACAUGCAGAGGCUCCAUGGAGAGUUGCCCCUCAGUGCAGAGGAGCUGGAGAACGUUUUUACCACCCUGGACUCUGAUGGCAAUGGAUACCUCACCCUGGAGGAGUUCUCCUCAGGGUUCAGUGAGUUCCUUUUUGGCCGGAGGGUGUCUGUAACUGAGGGAAUAGGGGAGGCCGGCCCACACACCAAUGAACACUCCAAACACACUAUCCAGGGCCCUGACUCCCUGUUCCAGACCCAGUGGGAAGAGAGACUGGCGGGCAGUGAGGACGAGGAGGAGAGACACUUCUGCAUGCUAAUGGAAAGUUUGGGUGCUAGCAACGUCUUUGAGGAUCCUGGUGAGGUACGUAGUCUAUGGGCCCAGCUAAGAAGAGAUGAGCCACACCUUCUAUCCAACUUUGAAGAGUUCUUGGCUAGGGUCACUUUCCAGAUCAAAGAGGCCAACCAAGAGAGGACAGAGAUGGAGAGUGCCCUUAAAAGAAAAUCAGUUACACAUGAUGAUGAGAUCCAGCGCUUAUAUGAAGAAAUGGAGCUGCAAAUCAAGAAUGAGAAAGACAGGAUCCUCAUGCAGGACUCUGAGCGGUUCCUAUCUAGGAGUCAGGAUCUGGAGCAUAAGCUGUCCAGUAAGGAGAGAGAGUUGAAUCAGAUUCUCCAGAAACAGAGGAGGUUGGAGCGUCAGUGCACGGAGCUGCACAGCGAGCAGCAUGUCACCAUGGUGGAGAACGUGAAGCUGAAGAAGACCAAUGAGGAGCUGGCCCAGGAGCUGGAGCACACCAAUCAGGAACUGACCCUGGCCCAGGAGCAGCUGAACCUCCUGCAGGAGCAGUUCUCCCUCCUGCAUGAUGAGAGGGAGAUGGAGAUGUAUCGGGUCACAGAGGGAUUGCAGCGAGAACGGGCAAGCCUGCUGAAACAACUUGAUCUUCUCAGGGAAAUGAACAAACAUUUACGAGACGAGCGAGAUAUAUGUUCUUAUCAAAAACCCAGGAAUACUGUUAAAAAACUUGCUUGGAACCUGGCGCCUGGAUCAUAUGCCCUGAAUCCCAUUGACAGAAAGGCCUGCGAGGAUGAGGAGGGCGCGUUCCGCCACCUUGGAAGGAAGAGUUCGGGUGACGUGAAUGGCGACAGCCCGCUGGACGCCGUGGAGGCCGAAUCCCCACACCGGCACCUCCAGAGGAUCAUUUCCAUAGAGGAGGACCCCUUACCUCAGCUCCUGCAGGAUGACUACCAGGCCCAGCUCCACCAGUGGAGUGAGGAGGAGGAGGAGGAGGAGUACAUUGAGUUACAGGUGAACCCUGUAUAUGCUCCCACGCCCCCUCCAACGACGGUACAGAAGUCAGCUGAAACCAAAGUCACAGAUGAAAUGCUACCUUCAUCACCCAGGGGUCAGCCUGUUGGCAAGGAGACAGUGGUGAAUGAGCAACGUGCAGUGUCACCCCCAGACCGGCUCUUUAAGAUUGUCCUGGUCGGGAACUCCAGCGUGGGGAAGACUUCCUUCCUCAGGAGGUUCAGUGAUGACUGCUUUUACCCUGGGACAUCCGCCACUGUGGGCUUAGACUACAGUGUGAAGACAAUAACCGUAGACUGCAGCCAGGUGGCGCUGCAGAUGUGGGAUACAGCAGGACAGGAGAGGUAUCGCAGCAUCACCAAGCAGUUCUUUCGAAAGGCUGACGGUGUGGUGGUCAUGUAUGACAUCACUGCUGAGCAAAGCUUCACUGCAGUGAGACAGUGGCUGACUAGUGUACAGGAGGGGGCCGGUGAGGACAUUCCCAUCAUGCUGCUGGGCAACAAAACGGACAAGGAGAGUGAGCGGGUGAUUCAGACGAGAGUGGGAGAGAAAUUAUCCAAGGAUUGCCAGUUGAUUUUCUAUGAAUGCAGUGCUUGCUCCGGACACAAUGUGGUUGACUCUGUUGUUCAUUUGGCAAGAAUACUUAAAGAGCAGGAGGACAGAGAGAGAGAGAAGACCGUCCGACUGGGGAACAGCUCUUCACAGAACAAGAAGUCCUGCUGCUAGAAACCAAAUCUUUAUCAGUUACGGUUCUUCUUUCUCAAUACACGACACACAGUUUACCAGAUACUCACUAUCCACUAUGUCCUUAGGAACUCAAAGAUCUCAAGGAUCUAUGGUACAGUACCUCUUAACCGUACUUCUGUCCCUCUGUGUGAUUCUCAGUAUACACCCAUGUGGUUUGUUCACUUGACUGGCUUUUAAAACGCCUCCCGUUCAGAUUUUAUCUUAGCACAGAAUUGCACUUGUAUAAUAACAAGCAGUAUUGUAUAUGUGUAUUUUCCUAAUUACUACAUUGUAUUUUAAUUAAAUUGUAUUUUCAUCUAGCCAAAUAUUCUAAUAUUGGAUCAUUUUGAUUAGUACAUUAGUCUAUCCCUUAAAUGGAAUAAGCCAGCUAUGUAUAGCAACUUUUUCACAUUUGUUUUACACUUCGCCAUCAUAGUGUACCCAUAGUAGAGCUCUGCCAUUCUCUACCUCUAUCAAAGAAUUAGCGCACAACCUGCCUCCACUAUAUGUUGUUUUUAUGUAAUAGCUGCAGUGUUAUUGCCAUGAAAGACUUCUCUUAGUGUCUUUGUGUUGUUGUUUAUGUAGUCAUUCCAAGUGACUGGCUUUUUUUGCUCCACAUUCCAGCAUCUUAAACUAAUUUGUUAGUGGGCGCAGGUAAAAAUGUCCCGUGACCAUUCCAGAAAACAUCAUAUAGCACAGAGUAGGUUAGAACAAAUCUGCUUGUGCUUGGGCUGGGGUUGUUGUGACGUUCUGUAAUGUCCGCAGUCACUGCACCGAUCCAUUCCAGUACCUCAGUUGUCCACAGAUGUGCGUGUAAUAUGUUUAAGGACGUUUCUGUCACUUUGAACCCUCCAGUCUGUCCUCUAGUCACUAAGGGAACUGACCGGGUUGACUUUGUGCCGUGCUACUGUACCUGUGUAUCAUAAUGUAUGUGAAAUGUAUAUAAACAAAAUAUGUUGUAUGGUUUCUGUGAAUAAUAAAUUGGUAUUGUAUAUUUAUUGAAUUGAUCUUGUGAAUGAAAUAAACAGAAU
Molecule: messenger RNA, 3639 nt
Organism: Esox lucius (northern pike)
Lineage: Eukaryota; Metazoa; Chordata; Actinopteri; Esociformes; Esocidae
Gene: cracr2aa
Product: calcium release activated channel regulator 2Aa
Exons: 18
Coding region: 392-2608 (738 amino acids)
Molecular function (GO): calcium ion binding; GTPase activity; GTP binding
Source: RefSeq, a predicted model, not a curated record